This is a messenger RNA of Klebsormidium nitens, 1764 nucleotides long. The record is from the annotation of a GenBank genome assembly. NCBI's taxonomy places the organism in Eukaryota, Viridiplantae, Streptophyta, Klebsormidiophyceae, Klebsormidiales, Klebsormidiaceae.
UCAACACGGUAGGUACACAGGGAAAGGAGGGGAAGAGCUUUUGUAGGGAGGGGGCGGAAGGACACGGCUCGCAGGCAUUGCAUUAGGCAGGGACCACACUUCAUCUUAGCUGGCAUCGGCAGUGCAGGGAAGCUUGUGCAAAACGCUCACCAGGGUGAUUUUUUCUCUGCAAAUCAGGGCAGUUUUGAGAGAUAUUUGCCUCGUGUGUUGUCUUCAGGUUCCGUGAAGUUUGUGAUUACAACCAGUCAAUCUGAUCGCAGGCCUUCCUCAUUUGACCGAUGAUUAGCAUUUGAGAGUUACUAGGCAGGGCUCAGGAGGUUGUUUUGGAAGAAAGCCCAUUCUGCAACUUGCGUUGCACGCAAGACAGACAUCCCUCCAUUGUUGCGACUGGACAAAGUCGCACUUGUACAUUACAUUAGUAUUUAUGCAGAUUUCUAGAAAGGCUAAGCAACCAGUGUCUCAUUAGCAGCGUGUUCGAUUAGCGUCAGGGCACAAGUAGCCGGGGCUCAGCCAGUCACUGCCAGUCCUUCGCAGACAACUGAAGCAGGAGAUCACUUCAAGGACUGUUUGAUCCGCGAUGGUUGUCAAAAGAGCGCAGGUCCCUUUGGUCUGCCAUGGCCAUUCCAGGCCUAUUGUGGAUCUCUCAUACAGCCCGGUCACUGAUGAUGGUUUCUUCCUUAUGAGCGCGAGCAAAGAUGGCAAGCCAAUGCUGCGUAAUGGAGAGACUGGCGAUUGGAUUGGAACUUUUGAAGGCCACAAAGGAGCAGUCUGGGGAGCUUGUCUUGACCCGUCUGCAACAAUAGCCGCAACGGCAUCAGCAGAUUUCAGCGCGCGUGUGUGGGACGCGCUAAGUGGCGAGCUAAUGCACUCGUUUGACCACAAGCACAUUGUGAGGAGCGUCGAUUUUGCCAAGAGCGGGAAGAAGAUUGUGACAGGGGGCGCUGAAAAGCUGAUCCGCAUCUUUGAUCUUGAGAGACCAGACGCAGACCCGGUGAUCAUUGGAGGAGCUCCAGCGACUGUUCGCAUCAGCUUGUUCCAUGAGAAUGACAGCACUAUUUUGGCCGCCUUUAAUGACAACACGGGAGUAAGGCUGUACGAUAUCCGGACGGGCCAGCCAGUCCGCAACCUGGAGACCAAGUGCCCGACAACCAGCGUGGAGAUCUCCCGCGACGGCCAGUUCAUCACGACCGCGGACGGCAAGGACGUCAAGAUCUGGGACGCGCACAAGUUCUCUCUCGUCAAAAGCCACACCCUCCAGCACGCCGCCGAGUCCGCGACCCUCUUCCCCUCCAUCAAGCGGUUCGUUGCAGCCGGCAACGACAUGUGGGUGCGCCUCUUCGACUCAGAGACGGGGGAGGAACUAGAAUGCAACAAGGGCCAUCACGGGCCAGUUCACUGCGUGCGCUUCGCGCCAGGCGGAGAGUCUUACGCUUCGGGGUCCGAGGACGGCACCAUUCGGAUCUGGAAGACAGUCGUCGGCAACGGGAACGAUGGGGAUGCUGGAGAGGGGAGCUCUAAGCAGGAGGCCGCGGAGGACAACGGGGUAGAAAAGUCGCAAGCAGAGGAGUUUCCGGUGUUAGGGGGCGCAGUAAAAGCUGUAGGAAAUGUUGUGCAAAGUAUUACGCAGAAGGUAGCUGGUCUGAAAGUGAACGGUGACAAGACAUGAUGUCUCAUUUGUGGAUGCAGAUUGUUCCUUGUAUCGAAGCUUGCCAUAUGGACAUUGUCAAGGUGCCGAGGUGAUCACUGUCUAGCAUGAUUUUGGCA